AUGCAGUGGAUCGGCGAGUCGGCAGGUCAGAGCCGCACCCGCGGGAAGGCUGAUCUAUCCCAGUACCGCAGUCGGCGGCGUCGGCCAGCUACGCCUGCAGAAAGCCAGGACCAGGUGACUCUUGUAGCUUUUCACUCUCUGGACUGUCUGGGCGAUAACUCUAAUGAAGAAGACGCCGCUGAUCCUACGGCCCAGGACUCCACAGACCCCAUGAGAAGUUACACGAAUAGCUGCAGUGGUGCACUUGAUGGAAACCAGAUCCCUCCAGUCCUGCGGCACAGAAAGGGACCACGCUCCUCUGAACCCACGGACAAUCAGAGGAGGAGAACCUCAGCUGCCGACAGAGACCACAUCUCUGAUUAUGGGCUGGGGGACAGCUGGGAGCCUUAUGUGCUGCUGAUGCUGUGGCUGCUGCUGUACUGCUGCUGGGUUUUGCCUCAGUUGGACCUAAAGACAGUGCCCAGUCUCUUUUUCAACACCAGACAAUAA
Molecule: messenger RNA, 489 nt
Organism: Knipowitschia caucasica
Lineage: Eukaryota; Metazoa; Chordata; Actinopteri; Gobiiformes; Gobiidae
Source: the annotation of a GenBank genome assembly